GAGCCGCCGCCAUUUUGCCCCCCCCCAAUCUCCGUUCAAUUCUCCCGUCAUGGCGCUGGUCUCGGCCGAUUCGCGCAUCGCGGAGCUGCUGGGGGAGCUGCACCAGCUCAUUAAACAGACGCAGGAGGAACGCUCCCGCAGCGAGCACAACCUGGUGAACAUCCAGAAGACGCACGAGCGGAUGCAGACAGAGAACAAAAUCUCCCCCUAUUACCGCACCAAGCUCCGAGGGCUCUACACCACAGCCAAGGCUGACGCCGAGGCCGAGUGCAACGUCCUCCGGAGAGCUCUGGAUAAAAUCGCCGAGAUCAAAUCCCUGCUCGAGGAGCGGCGCAUCGCGGCAAAAAUCGCCGGGAUUUACAGCGAGGCGGAGCCGCCCAGGAAGACGAUGAGGAGGGGGGUGCUGAUGACGCUGCUGCAGCAGUCGGCGAUGACGCUGCCGCUGUGGAUCGGGAAACCCGGGGAAAAGCCCCCUCCCCUGUGCGGGGCCGUGCCGGCCGCCGGCGACUACGUGGCCAAACCCGGGGACAAAGUGGCCGCGAGGGUGAAGGCGCUGGAAGGGGACGAGCAGUGGAUCCUGGCCGAGGUGGUCAGCUACAGCCACGCCGCCAACAAGUACGAAGUCGACGACAUCGACGAGGAGGGCAAGGAGCGCCACACGCUGAGCCGCCGCCGCAUCAUCCCCCUGCCCCAGUGGAAAACCAACCCCGAGACCGACCCCGAGGCGCUCUUCCACAAGGAGCAGCUGGUGCUCGCCCUCUACCCCCAGACCACCUGCUUCUACCGCGCCCUCAUCCACGCCCCGCCCCAGCGCCCCCAGGACGAUUAUUCGGUGCUUUUCGAGGACACCUCGUACGCCGACGGUUACUCCCCGCCCCUGAACGUGGCCCAGCGCUACGUGGUGGCCUGCAAAGAGACCAAAAAAAAGUGAAAAGUUGGGAAAAAACACCCAAAAUUCGGGAAAAAACAUCCAAAAUUUGGGAAAAACAACAGAAAAUUUAGGAAAAACAACCUAAAAGGUAAAACCACCCAAAAUUUGGGAAAAAACAAGCUAAGAUUCAGGUAAAACCACCCAAAAAUAUGGGGAAAGCAAAAUUUGGGAAGAACCACCCAAAAUUCGGGAAAAACCACCCAAAAUUCAGGAAAGAACAUCCAGAAUUUGGGAAAAAAAACCCAAAAUUUGGGAAAAACUACCCAAAAUUUGAGGAAAAAAAAGACAAACAGCAGAAUUUGGGAAUAAUCUCUGAAAAUUUGGGAAAAACCACCCAAAAUUUGGAAAAAAAAAAAACCCAAACAACAGAAUUUGGGAAUAAUCUGCCAAAAUUCGGGAAAAAACACCCAAAAUUCAGUAAAAACCACCCAAGAUUUGGGAAAAAACAAUAUUUGGGCAGAGCGGCCUGGAAUUAGGAGGGGAGGGGAAAAAUGGGGCGAAAAUCGGAUUUUGGGCAAGGAAAAUGGAGGAAAUACUGAUUUUUUUGGAGGGUGAAAUUUAAGAUUUUUUUGGGGAAAAACCUGGGAUUUUUAUGGGGGAAUUUUGGGGUUUUUUGUCAAGGGAAAAAUGGGAUUUAUAUGGGGGGAAAAAAAGGGAUUUUGGUGGGGAAAAUGGAAGAAAAAAAUGGGAUAUUUUAUGGAGCAAAACUUGGGAUUUUUUUAGGGAAGAAUGGGGAUUUUUAUGAAGGGAAAAAUGGGAUUUUUAUGGGGUAAAAUUUGGGUAUUUUGGGGGGAAAAAAGAUAUUUUUAUGAGGAAAAAUGGAGUUCUUAUGAGGAUGAACUAGGGGUUUCUUUGGGGAAUUAUUGGGGAUUUUUGGGGGUUGGAUGAUUUGUGGGCUUUAUGGGCAAUCAUUUGGAGUUUUGGGGGGGAAAUUUGGGACUUUUCUGGUUAAAAUCAACAAAAAAUGCCUGAAAAUUUGGGGAAAAAAUCCUAACAUUUUUUUGGGAGGCAUUGAAGGAUGGGAGGA
Messenger RNA from Vidua chalybeata, 1958 nucleotides. It is a transcript of the gene SGF29, whose product is annotated as SAGA complex associated factor 29. Gene Ontology annotation, cellular component: SAGA complex. The record is from RefSeq and is a predicted model, not a curated record. The coding region runs from base 50 to 931 and encodes 293 amino acids. NCBI's taxonomy places the organism in Eukaryota, Metazoa, Chordata, Aves, Passeriformes, Viduidae. The transcript is spliced from 9 exons.